UUCAUUGCUCUCCCGGCCAUUACUACAACUCUACAACCCACAGAUGUAUCAGGUGUCCUGUAGGAACUUACCAACCUGAAUUUGGCCAGAAUUAUUGCAUCACUUGCCCUGGAAAUACAAGCACAGAUUUUGAUGGUUCCACCAACGUUACCCACUGUAAAAAUCAACAAUGUGGUGGAGAACUUGGAGACUAUACAGGGUACAUUGAAUCCCCAAACUAUCCAGGAGAUUACCCAGCCAAUGUCGAAUGCACUUGGAAUAUAAGCCCACCUCCAAAGAGACGGAUCCUCAUUGUAGUCCCAGAGAUCUUUCUCCCAAUUGAAGAUGAGUGUGGUGAUGUUUUAGUAAUGAGAAAAAGUGCUUCACCUACAUCAAUUACUACCUACGAAACCUGCCAAACCUAUGAGAGACCCAUAGCAUUCACCUCCCGGUCACGGAAAUUGUGGAUUCAGUUCAAAUCAAAUGAAGGAAACAGUGGCAAAGGAUUUCAAGUGCCCUAUGUAACAUACGACGAGGACUAUCAGCAGUUAAUAGAAGACAUUGUUCGCGAUGGGCGUUUAUAUGCUUCAGAAAAUCACCAAGAAAUUUUAAAAGACAAGAAAUUGAUUAAAGCCCUAUUUGAUGUAUUGGCACAUCCUCAAAACUAUUUCAAGUACACAGCACAAGAAUCAAAGGAGAUGUUUCCAAGGUCGUUUAUAAAACUAUUGCGGUCAAAAGUUUCCAGAUUUCUACGACCAUACAAAUAACUUCUAGUGCUUUUCCAGGAACGUUUGUUUUAUUUUUGGUUCUUUCGCAUUCCAGUUAAAUAUUGUAUUGGGUUUGACUGUAGAAACAUUUUUGCUGAUUUUAAGAUUUCCUGCCCAUCUUUAUCUUAAAUUGUAUAUUGAAGAUAACUAUUGUUUUAUAAUCUCCAAUAUUUGAUGGGAUUUUUUUUUCCACCUCAAAGAAAAGUAACUUGGAAUUCCAGAGAACAUGACUUUAUUUUCAGUUUAUCAUAGAGAAGCAUUUGUUUUAGAAAAGGAACCUUGUUUAUCUACCACAUAAAGAAGAAACCUGCUCUUCUUUUUGAAGAAACUACCUGCAAAGAAGAAUUAUUGAUAGAAAAAGUAUGUAGUAUAAAUGAUACUUGGAUUUUGAAUUGCACUUGAACUUUAUAUGUGAAAUUUUCAGAAGGGGAAUCUAAACUUCAUUGUUUUCCUUUUGGUGGUUUUAUGGACACUUUUUUUUUUUAUAAACCAAAAAGAAGGUGGGGGUAAAAUAUAGCUGCCUUAACUUUUGUGUAAUGGGUUAGGCAAGAAUAAUCCUACAAUCCAUAGAUUUCUUGCUCCAAUAUCACAUUUUUAAAAGUCUAUUUUGAAAAUGGAAUGCAAUGGUUGAAUUAGACACAUAAUUGGUUUCUCUGCUAAAUAUUACACCAAGAAGGAAGGAUCUUAAGGGGGGUGGGGGGGUGGACACUAGUAGCUAGUUUUCUUGCUCUUGACUGAAUAUCUAAAUAUGUACAAAAUCUAAUAGGCAUCUGUUUGUGAAUACCAGGGCAACAGAAAUAUCACUCAUAUAAUAAUGUUUUCCAGAGGAAUAAACCACAUCUCAGAUGUUUGGUACAAGGUGUGAUGAAGUGGGGUGAGAGAUUAAUGUUUUCUCUCCCUUCCUCCCUCGCUCCCUCCCUCCCUCUCCCUCUCCCUCCCUCCCUCUCUCCCUCUGCAAAGGACUAGGGCUCUUUUAGACCUUGGGAAAGAUAAAUUAUUUUGUCCUUUCAUGUGUGCAUUCAUUGGUUGACGGCUUUUAAUCCUUGCUCAAUAUGAUCUGCUUAUCAUAAGUGUUUUAUUAUAAAUCCCUGAGUUGUGGAGGAGAAAUACAUUAUCCUACUCUACUUCUUGGCAUCAAAGCUGACUUCAAUACCUGCUGUUGUUGGCAUCUCUAACCAUGGGCAGAGAAUUUAACACGGUUUGAUCAGGGAAGAAAAUUGACAAGAAUUGAAGAUCCCAAGUUCUCUUCCAUGUCCAAAGAACUAGGAUAAUGAUUAAAUUAGCCAUAAAAGUAGUCUUCCUUCCUUCCAUCCUACUACCGUGUUUCCCCGCAAAUAAGACUCAACCAGAAAAUAAGCCCUAACAUGAUUUUUCAGGAUGCUCGUAAUAUAAGCCCUACCCCAAAAUAAGCCCCAGUCAACCAGACCAAAGCAUUUUAGUGCCAUAUUUCCCCUAAAAUAAAACCUAACCAGAAACUAAACCCUAAUGCAUCUUUUGGAGCAAACAUUAAUAUAAGUCCUGGUCUUAUUUCCAGGGAAACACGGUAGAUGUUGUAAUCAAAAUGUUUUCGAUAAUAAGUCACCAGGCAAAAAUUGGGAGGAAGAACAGAACUACUCUUCUAUGUGUAAACCAGUAAAUUUUUGAACUUUUCACAGCACUCUGACACAGGGCUGUCUUAACACAUGGGCCUGAUGGGCACUUACCAUGGGCCCCAUGAGCAUAGGGACCCCAUACUAAUCUGUGUAUGUUAACUCUUCAAUGCACCUUGUCUCAUAUAAAUACAGCAACAUAUUUAUUACAU
Molecule: messenger RNA, 2547 nt
Organism: Thamnophis sirtalis
Lineage: Eukaryota; Metazoa; Chordata; Lepidosauria; Squamata; Natricidae
Source: RefSeq, a predicted model, not a curated record